ACCAACUAGUACAUCAAAGGCAGCUGUUUCGUUAACUUCAAUUUCCAAAUUCUUAAAAAUCGUUAAAAAAUGCCACAGCGAAAACCCAGGAAGGGAAAUAAAAAAGCCAAAGGCGAUGAUGAUGAAAACGAAAAUCAAUUGAGUAACGUCGAUCAAGCUUUCUACGAGACGACCAUUGCCGAUCUGGCACAAAAGCUUGCAACAUGCAAAGAACAGAAUAUAAAAAUGCAAGAGAAAAUGGAAGAAAUGGAUGCACAGUUCCGACAAUUCGAAGAAGAUCGCACCGAUGUGACUGGAUAUUUAGACCGAUCCAAUCUGAUCAAACAAGCGAACAUCAUCGAUUUGGAGGAAAAGUUAUCGGAAUUGGGGAAAGUGCGUCACGAAGAGACGAAGGAAUUUCAACGCAUCAUUAAAGAAUGGGAAGUCAAAUUCAAGGCAAUGCAAGAGGAAUUAACGUCCGAAAUAAAGCUUUUGACUGGGAAAUUGGUUUCGCUGGAAGAAUUUCGCAUUCAACGUGACGAGCUGAUGUCGAAAUUUGAUCAGCAAGAAAGCGAUUUGAAAGAACAAUCGCAACGGCACAAGGAUCUUUUACAAGAAAUGGAACGGAAGCAAAUUGUCGACAAAAACACGUUGAAAAAUGACGUGGAAAAUAAACUGCUUGAACUGUCGAGUGAAUUCACGAAGGCUAGUGAAGUUCGAAUAUCAGCGCACGUACAACGAUUAGUUCGUGAGAAUAUUGCACUCAAUAAUGAGUUGGAUCGUAUCAUGUUCACUCAUCGACGAUUACAAAAUGAAAUGAAAUCCAUAAAAGAUCGCGACAAGCAAAGAAGUGACGCUACUGCUACAUAUUGCACCGAAAAUAAGCAGCUCAUUCGAACGUGCGAUGUUCAAAUAGAGAUCAUCAAACGAUUGACAUCCGAGUGUGAGAAAAUGAAACUCACCAAUCAAGUCCUAAUGGAUGCGGCACGUAUGAAAGAAAAUGCAGAAAAGCGUGAGCUGAAAGCGGUUAAAGAACUUGAAGAAUACAGAGCGAAAACCCAUUUGUUGGAACAGCAUGUGCAUGCAAUCCGUACGGAAUGUGCGAAACAUAAAGUUAUAGUGCAAGACCAAAUCGAUGAAUCGGAUAGGUUGGCUAACGUUUUAACACAAAUCAAAUACACAGUCAAAUCAGCCUGCAGAGGACAAAACAACCCCGACGACGAUCCAAGAUUCCGGGAAGCUCAACGUCAGAAUCUGCUUUCCGAACUGUUGGGAAUUUUCUUGACUCUCGACGAACCCUUGCCAAAGAAAUCUUUCGAUACGAUCGAGGCAAUGGACGACAUGUACAACAAGGGCGAUCUGGGCAUGACACCAUCGAAAUCAAUUAGCAGUAUACUACGAAUGAGACGGCCAUUUGCCCGGCGAUUCGUAUCGGACAUAGAACUGGGCGUUAACGACGACGAGGAUGUUGAAGACGACGACAGCCUACCGACGAUAAAAUCAUAUCCAAGUUGUCCGAUAAUUGAGUUGGAAAGUGGUUCGGUGAUUGCAUAUUCAAUGUCUGGUUCCAAGACCGACGAUCAGGAAGUGGAAGAAACCGGAUUCGAUGAUUCGUCGGAUGAAGACGGUGAUGACGAGAAAACCACGGAAAAACCAGUGAAGAAAAAAAUUCAGCCAAAGAGCAGUACGGAAAAGGCACAAGAUUCCGAAGCUGAGAAGAAAUCAACUGGCUCGCAAAGAUCGCAAGAGAAGGUGGACGAGAAAUUACUCGAACGAGAAAAGAGCUCGUCCCAAAAGUCUGUGGGUCAAAUGAGUGAGACGAAUUUGUUGGAACAAAAGAAGAGUGGCUCACAAAGUUCGAAGGGUGGUGGAAGUGACAGAGUAGAUGACGAUGCAAAUAAGUCCGAUAAUAAAAUGGAAUAAAUUUUGAAGCGAAAA
Molecule: messenger RNA, 1917 nt
Organism: Bradysia coprophila
Lineage: Eukaryota; Metazoa; Arthropoda; Insecta; Diptera; Sciaridae
Cellular component (GO): ciliary basal body; cilium
Molecular function (GO): microtubule binding
Source: RefSeq, a predicted model, not a curated record